Molecule: messenger RNA, 1723 nt
Organism: Merops nubicus (carmine bee-eater)
Lineage: Eukaryota; Metazoa; Chordata; Aves; Coraciiformes; Meropidae
Gene: KLF5
Product: Kruppel-like factor 5 (intestinal)
Exons: 3
Coding region: 7-1104 (365 amino acids)
Biological process (GO): regulation of transcription by RNA polymerase II
Molecular function (GO): RNA polymerase II cis-regulatory region sequence-specific DNA binding; DNA-binding transcription factor activity, RNA polymerase II-specific
Source: RefSeq, a predicted model, not a curated record
UGUGAAAUGGAGAAAUACCUGGCACCUCAGCUCCCGCCCGUUCCCGUCAUCCCCGAACAUAAGAAAUACAGAAGAGACAGUGCCUCGGUUGUAGACCAGUUUUUCACUGACAGCGAAGGCUUGCCUUACAGCAUCAACAUGAACGUCUUCCUCCCCGACAUAAGCCACCUGAGAACUGGCCUGUACAAAUCCCAGCGACCCUGCGUAACCCACAUCAAGACAGAGCCGGUCGCCAUCUUCAGUCACCAGAGCGAAACUACUGCCCCUGCCCCUGCCCCCACUCAGGCCCUCCCCGAAUUUACCAGCAUCUUUAGCUCCCACCAGACUCCUGAUGUGAACAACAUUUUCAUUAAGCAAGAGCUUCCUACUCCAGACGUUCAUCUCUCUGUCACGCCCCAGCAAGGCCAGCUGUAUCAGCUCUUGAGCUCGCCGGAUUUAGACAUGCCCAACACCACCGCUCAGGCGGGCGUGAUGGACUCCCUGAACAACGUGUCCGUGCCGUCAGCCAUGGCGGGCCUUAACACGCUCUCCUCCGCUGUCCCACAGACUGCCAUGAAACAGUUCCAGGGCAUCCCCCCCUGCACCUACACCAUGCCAAACCAGUUUCUGCAGCAGCAGGCCACUUACUUCCCUCCUUCCCCCCCAAGCUCAGAGCCUGGAAGUCCAGACAGACAAGCAGAGAUGCUACAGAAUUUAACCCCUCCUCCAUCAUACGCCGCUACUAUAGCUUCCAAGCUGGCAAUUCACAACCCGAAUUUACCCGCGACUCUGCCCAUAACCCCCCAGAACAUCCAGCCGGUCAGAUACAACAGGAGAAGUAACCCAGAUUUGGAGAAGAGACGUAUCCACUACUGUGACUACCCCGGCUGCACAAAAGUUUAUACAAAGUCGUCUCAUUUAAAAGCACACCUGAGAACUCACACAGGUGAGAAGCCAUACAAGUGCACGUGGGAAGGCUGCGACUGGAGGUUCGCCCGCUCGGAUGAGCUGACGCGCCACUACCGGAAGCACACGGGGGCAAAGCCUUUCCAGUGCGCCGUCUGCAACCGCAGCUUCUCCCGCUCCGACCACCUGGCUCUCCACAUGAAGAGGCACCAGAACUGAGCGCUGGACUUCUCCACGAGGCUGUCUUGUAUCUAUGCAAUUUCCUAUUGACUCUCGGCGUACAACUAAAAUGAGUUUAAUAUUUUGAGUAUGGGUUAUCCGUUUAAAAAGAAAUCACAAGCGAAACUGGAAGUGUAUAUUUUGUAUAUUUAUGCAGAAAAAGGGAAGACACUGUAUCACAAUACCAGAGUGUUCGGUCGUUUGUUUGCUCUCAUGAUGUACAUGGCUUUAGUCAGCAGGUUUCAUCUCUUUCAAAGUAUUACAUCUUGACACAUUGCGGCUUUGUAAGUUUUUUUUUUUCUCUUGCGUUGUAUUGACCAAAGCACUGUCAUUAUUGUGACAGUGUUUAGUAAAUUAAGUAAUGAGAGGUUGCAAGUGAACGAACGCAGUGGAAAAGCCAUGAAUUGUAAUCUGUCAGGUUUUUACUGGACCUGUUUAGUACUGGUGGGUUUUUUUUAAAUGUUAAGUCGUUCUGUGGAGAAAAAGUACAUAAAAACACAGCCAUAGAACAAAACAUUUUGUUCUCUAUGUUGCAUGUCUGCUAUGACAAAGAUUUUGUAAAUAUGCAGAUCAGCUUUUUAGGUUUAAUACAAAAGAUUUCUAAGGAUCAUCUGAAAAA